This is a messenger RNA of Protopolystoma xenopodis, 462 nucleotides long. The record is from the annotation of a GenBank genome assembly. NCBI's taxonomy places the organism in Eukaryota, Metazoa, Platyhelminthes, Monogenea, Polystomatidea, Polystomatidae.
AUGCAUUUUGGGAGUGACCAACUGAGUGGUUUGGAUACGAGCAAAAUCUCCGUCUUGAGUGCGAACUGUGUAGGCCUUUUGAGCAGCGAUUCGUUGCUUUUUGAUGAAUGUCCCUUCAUCUGUCCUCGCUGUAGCGAAUUGCCCAUUUUGCCUCGCUCAGGAGUGGCCAUCUGCCUCGGUCAGAUCGCUUUCGAGCUGGCGGCUGCCUACCAGCAUCGUUUUGCUGCGGUGCACCGAGAAGCCGGCUACUUGAUGGUCUGGACGGCCGGACUACUCGCCUGGUCCGCGGGUCUGGCGCUCCACAUGGACAGCCUCGUGAGGCCCGGAGCCGUCGGGCCUAGCGCCGACGGAUGCGAGGAAAAGGGUGGAGGAGGCGAUCGGCCCGGAAACCGGCAAGAGUGGCCAACUGGAGAGUGGCCGAGUGAAGCGACAGACGGUUGUCCACCUGACGACACACUUUGA